AUGCCCAACUUUGCAGGCACUUGGAAGAUGAAGAGCAGUGAGAAUUUUGACGAUUUGUUGAAAGUACUGGGGGUCAGCGCCAUGCUGAGGAAGGUGGCUGUGACGGCCGCAUCAAAGCCACUGGUGGAGAUCCGGCAGGACGGGGACCAGUUCUACAUCAAAACCUCCACCGCGGUGAGGACCACCGAGAUCAACUUCAAAAUGGGAGAGGAGUUUGAGGAGGAGACAGUGGACGGGAGAAAAUGCAAGAGUGUUCCCAGCUGGGAAAAUGAGAACAAAAUCUAUUGCAAGCAGACUCUUGUUAGUGGCAGUGGACCAAAAACACACUGGACCCGGGAACUGGUCAACGAUGAGUUAAUACUGACACUGGUUGCUAAUGAUGUCGUGUGUACGAGGAUCUAUGUUAAAGAGUAGCUGCACCCACAGUGUUUUUACUGGGGAAAGCCCAUUAGCUGCCAGAUCAUCUGAUCACCAUGCGCAUGAUGUUCACUGAUAUUGAACAGUGAUGGUCCAGGGUUUGCAUUAAUGUUGUAGUUUUUACUUUAAUGUUGACAGAUCUCUUUGAUGUUUGUGAUGCUGACGUUGUAAAUCAUCUGAAGUUUAUUAAGUGUAUCUUAUUUCACACGGUCUUGUGCACUUUUGUAUGUCUGAUGUAGAAAUGUUGAGCAAUAACCUGU
This is a messenger RNA of Rhincodon typus (whale shark), 677 nucleotides long. It is a transcript of the gene crabp1a, whose product is annotated as cellular retinoic acid binding protein 1a. Gene Ontology annotation, cellular component: nucleus; cytosol. Bases 1 to 414 code for a protein of 137 amino acids. Gene Ontology annotation, biological process: fatty acid transport. Gene Ontology annotation, molecular function: fatty acid binding. The transcript has 4 exons. Lineage: Eukaryota; Metazoa; Chordata; Chondrichthyes; Orectolobiformes; Rhincodontidae. The record is from RefSeq and is a predicted model, not a curated record.